AUGAAUGUAAUAAAAUUUAUUUUAAUUGUUUUAGUACUAAAAUUGGUAUCUGCUGAUUUUUAUGUUAAUUUUAAUUCAACAUGUGGGUCUGCAUGUGAUGGAUCAUCAGAGAAACCAUUCACAAAUAUAAAAAGUGCAAUUAAUUCAAUUGUUUCAAACCAAAAAAAAAGUACAACCAUCAAUCUGUAUGCAGGAACUUACAAAGGUUUACAAAAUGUUGGUGUUAUGAUUACAAAGCCAAUUCAAAUUAAAUCAAUAUCAAACCAGACGGUAACUAUUGAUUGUGAAAAAGUUGGGUUUGCUUUCUCUGUUGUAAAUGUGGAGGAUUUUUCAUUGAGUGGAGUAACCAUUCAAAAUUGUUCUGCUUCAAUGGGAGGUGCUCUCAGAAUUGAAAAUUCAAAGACCUCAAUCUCUAAAGCAAAAUUCCUAGGUAACAAAGCUGCAUUUGGAGGAGCAAUCUAUUCAAAUUCCAGUGUUGUAAUGAUAUAUUUAUCAAAUUUUACUGGAAAUGUUGCUUUGGAAUCCGGUUCCGCAAUCUAUUCAGAGUCAUCACAGUUUUCAAUCCUUUCAAAAACAGAAUUCAAUGGAAAUGCCAACAAUUCCAAACCAACUUAUAUUUCAUCCAAAAAGUCAAGUGUAAUAUUGGAUGAUGCCGUUAUUAUCAAUAAUCAUAUUACUUGUGACGAAUUAAGCUCAACUAAAUAUAAAUCAUCAUCAUUUUGUGAUUCUUCUUCAGAUACUUGUUCAGCUAUUGGUAUUAUUCCAAAUAUUGAUAGUGAUAAAACUAUUUACACCACAGGAAUGUUAUAUAAAGCUUAUUACAAUAAUAAUUUAACCUCUGAAAUUAAAUUCCAAAAGAUUAUUCCAGACAAUACAAUAGAAAAUUUCUUGAAUGGCCAUGAUGGAAAGGUUUAUGGUGUUCUAACAGGAUAUUUACACAUGGAUAAUUCAAUGAAAGUUAAAUUCAGAUUUGAAGGAAAGAAUCUUGGAUUCACUUUGAAGAUCAAUGGUGUCAAAUAUUUGGAUGUUGCUCAAACUGCAAACUUUGAUUUCCCAUUUGAAAUAUAUAUGGUUUCAAAAGUAUCUCAUCAAAUUCAAAUUAAUUUAACUUCGGAUACAACAGGAGUUGGUCGUUCAUUCAAAUUGUAUCAAAUCUCACAUGAUUACAGAAUAUUCUACACUGAACAAAUUUGUGGUGAUGGUGUUCAAGAUGAUUUGGAUUAUUGUAUUGAAGAUUCAUAUGAUAUUUUUAAUUCAUCAAAUCCACUAGGAGACAGAGUUUGUGGAAAUGAAAAUAUUCACUUGAACUUCCAAGAUUGUUUCAAUGAAAUAUCACAAAAUUGUGAGAUUCCAAAGAAGAAAGAUCAUAUCAGUCCUCUUGGAAAUGUUGGUGGAAUGAUUGGUGAUCUUGUUGAGAAUCAAUAUCUUUGGAAUGUUCCAGGAUCUGAACAUUUCACUUAUGGAAUGAAUGUUCUCAGUGGUCAACAAUCAAAAGCACCAGUAUUCCAAUUUGAUUAUUGUGUUGAAGUUGCCAACAAUAUUCUUGAAGAUCCAUACAGAAUGAUGGCAUAUGAAAUCCCACCAUCAUUGAAUAUCAAAUCUCUUCCAAUUUGCACCUAUUCAUCAACUACAACAAUGUAUAAUUCUUUCUCUGAAUAUCAAAAAGAGUUCCAAUUAGAAGCGGGAUUAUCAAGUUCAGGAGAUUUCAAAGAAGAAUUGAUCGAUUUCAAAGGUGGAUUCUCACUUGAUGGAUCAAUUGAAACAGCAAGAGAUCAAUCACAAUCAUCAACUAAAAAUGUUUUUGUGACCGAACUCAACUGUAAAACAUCAUACAUUGAGAUGGAUGAUCAAAGAAUCAGAUUCCAUCCAAUGUUCUUGAAAGAUCUUGCAACAAUCGAACAAGAAUCAGAUCUUUUGAAAAUAUUUGAUAAAUAUGGAACAUAUUAUUAUUCAAGUGCAUAUAUGGGUGGAAAGUUGGUUCAAAUUUCAACAACUUCUGAAAGUAUUGACACUGAUGAAAAGAAAAAAAAAUGGAGUAUUGCUGCUGAAGCAACAUUUGGAGCAUCUAUCAAUGCACCUGGUUUUGAUGGAGAAGGAAAAGCAACAAUCAAUGCCGGAAUGUCAUCCGAGGAAGAAUCACUUUCUGAAGUUCAAAGUAAAUCAACAUAUUCAAGUAUCAUCACUUAUGGUGGACCACCUGCAUCAUUCGCACCAUCUGAUAGUUUUAUGUCGACAACAUAUCAAGGAUGGUCAUCAUCAAUUGAUCUAUUACCAGUUCCAAUUGGAUACAAAGUCAAACCAAUCAGAGAUUUACUCAUUAAAACAUGGACAAUACAACUUGGAUCAAAAAAUGAAACUGUUUCUGCCCUUUGGAAUAAAAUGGAAAAAAUCUAUUAUCAAAUGAAUCGAGUAAAUCCUAUUCCACUGCCAAAUGAUUACAAAUAUUCAAUUAUUUUUGAUUUCGAAUCAGUAAAUGAUCUCCCCCGUCCAAUUACAAGAUAUUUUAUGUCAAUGAAUUGGUAUGAUAAAGGUUUAUUCAAAAACUUUUACACUACUUUCCAAUAUGUCUACUAUGAUACAGAUGGUUCAGAAACAGAAUUUCUUUUCCCCAAUACCUAUGGGGCCAACGUUUCUGAUCCUUCUGUAUCUGUAUGUACUACCAAUUCGGCUACUGUUUCAGGUAGCCAAAAAAAUAGUACAAUUUGUGAUACCACAAUUCGGAGUGUUCCAACUAAAUUCAGAGUUGAUUUCUAUGGACCGAAUUUCAUGAACAGUUCACAAGCUCCAAAUAUCUACAUUGAAGGUCUAAGUAACAUUGGAAAAUCAACACUUAUUUCAUGGUAUACUGGUGAAGCAAUCAGGUUGUUUAGAACUACAGGUAAUCCAAACUUUUUACAAUGGAUGCCAGGCAAUAGUGCAAGAUCAUUGAUCCAAUUUGAGGCAGCUCGUUCGGCAUUGAAUGUAGCAACCGGCACCAGUGGAGAUCUUGGUAUUUACGUUGGACCAAAUGAAUACUCUAGAGAUAACAUAUUGAAUUUUGGCCAUAAUGCGGGACAAAACUUUAAUUUCUACAAUAGAUACACAACCGAUAUUACCUUGAAAACUCAGGCGAACAUGCCAGUUAGCUCAUUCUAUGCUUUCCAUGGCCCGAUGACCGGUCUUACUCAAUUCAGAAUCGACUAUCAUUUAUAUAUUGUGAACAAUCAGGCAGAACAGAGUUGGAAAUCGAAAGUAUACUACUACCAUAUUCUUGAGGAUCGAGACAAUCCAAGUUACAUGCCGCUUCUCGCCAACAACUAUUUCUUCUCAUUGAAGCCACUCACCAAAGACGUUCCAUCAAAAUGGUUCUCCUUCUCAAACUACAAUCAUCCGAAACUUGGUGGAAGUGGAACUGUAACUGAUGAUUUUAACUUUAACUCUCCAAAACCAGAAGUUGAAUUCUGGGAAUUCUCUUAA
Molecule: messenger RNA, 3456 nt
Organism: Heterostelium album PN500
Lineage: Eukaryota; Evosea; Eumycetozoa; Acytosteliales; Acytosteliaceae
Exons: 12
Coding region: 1-3456 (1151 amino acids)
Source: RefSeq, a predicted model, not a curated record